UCACUUCCGGCGCGAGGGGCCGAGCCGGCCGGGCAGGGAGUGCGGGUCGGUUCAGUGCGCGCUGCCGGACAAGGCUUCCGCCGCCGAUAGACCCGCGCUCCGGCCCGUAGGCCGGCCGGUGAGUGCCCGCGAGUCUUUCCGUGUGUCAUGGGGGUCGGGGAGAGGGGCCCCUGAGAGGGAGAGGUAACCGGAAGUUAAGGGACUGAAGGAGAGAGACCCCAGGAAAUGGGGACACCUGGGGAAGGGGUGACAGCCGGAAGUGGGGGGCCUCAGAAGGUUGUCGACGGGACAUGGUGUCUCUGGGGCUCCAGGAGCGGUGGCUUCCUGGCCUCUUCUUGGUGGGGUGGGGAGGAAGGCGAUGCUCACAACAUGAUGGGCUCCAGGUGAGGAAGAUUCCAGGCUUCACCGUAACAAAUGGUGUUUGUACCCAUCCAUACGCCCACCCAUCAUUUCAUUCUCGAGACUGAGUCGUGCCUGAGCUUGACACUACUGAGGCCCUGGAGAUUAAACAGGAAGCUCCAGGUGGAGGGUAGAGCCCAGUGUGGGGCUAGACACGUCUUCGCAGUGCCUCACUAGGUGUGUAUCCUCCUGCACAUCACUUAACCUCCUAUCGUCAUGUGCCAGGCUAGGCCUAUAGCCUGUGGACACUACGGUCUAUCUCCCAGGGACCCUGGUAGCUAAUGUCAGAAGAAAGUGACUCUCUGCGGACCAGCCCCUCUGUGGCCUCACUCUCGGAAAAUGAGCUGCCGCCACCGGCCGAACCUCCCGGCUACGUGUGCUCGCUGACGGAAGACCUGGUCACCAAAGCCAGGGAGGAGCUGCAGGAGAAGCCGGAAUGGAGACUUCGAGACGUGCAGGCCCUCCGUGACAUGGUGCGGAAGGAGUGCCCGAACCUGAGCACCUCCCUGGACGAUGCCUUCCUGCUGCGCUUCCUCCGAGCCCGCAAGUUCGAUUACGACCGGGCCCUGCAGCUCCUGGUCAACUACCACAGCUGCAGGAGAAGCUGGCCCGAGGUCUUCAACAACCUGAAGCCCUCGGCCUUGAAGGAUGUCCUCGCCUCUGGAUUCCUCACCGUGCUGCCCCACACCGACCCCCGGGGCUGCCAUAUCCUCUGCAUGCGCCCAGACAGAUGGAUACCGAGCAACUAUCCAAUUACUGAAAACAUCCGAGCCAUAUACUUGACAUUAGAAAAACUUAUUCAGUCUGAAGAAACCCAGGUGAAUGGAAUUGUAAUUCUUGCAGACUACAAAGGCGUGAGCUUAUCAAAAGCAUCUCACUUUGGCCCUUUUAUAGCCAAAAAGGUGAUUGGCAUCCUUCAGGAUGGCUUCCCCAUUCGGAUAAAAGCAGUCCAUGUAGUGAAUGAACCUCGAAUAUUUAAAGGCAUUUUUGCCAUCAUAAAACCAUUUCUGAAGGAGAAAAUAGCAAACAGAUUUUUCCUCCAUGGGUCUGACCUGAACUCUCUCCACACAAGCCUUCCCAGAAGCAUUCUCCCCAAGGAGUACGGGGGCACGGCUGGAGAGCUGGACAUCACUGCCUGGAACGCAGUGCUGCUGGCCUCGGAGGAGGACUUCGUGAGAGAGUUCUGCCAACCUGUCCCUGUCUGCGACAGCAUCCUGGGCCAGGCCCUGCCACCUGAGGGGCUGACCUCAGAUGCGCAGUGUGAUGAUUCCCUGCGGGCCGUGAAAUCACAGCUCUAUUCCUGCUAUUAGCCAGUCCCCUGUGAGUGCCACCAUCUUUAAAUGCUUUCCUUUUUCUUUGGGAGGCGCAAGGAGAGUUUGAGGUGCCAAGGAGUUGGUCUUGCUCCUUGUAACGAAAUUGCAGCCUGUAGAGCUCAGAGGGUGAGCCACAGGGUAAGCCCUUGGUGACUUGAAUUAAUCCAUGGAGGACAUGGAAAAUGUCCCCAGUGAUUCCCGAACAUUUGGAAUCCCAGUUUGCAACCAUUAAUCUGGAAGCUGUAUCUGGUUCUUAGAGAUCUUGAAACAAGAAAAAUCAGGACCAAAGUCACUUCGGUCCCACAUUCCAGGAGAAAACCACCUGACCGGCCAGUCAGCACACUCCUAUGAAAGAACCUGGCCAAGCCUACAAGGUGGCCACAUAGGAGACUUCGGGAGUUUGUUUCUUUCACCUGAACCCUAACUACAGACUUGUGUUGCUCAUCAGGAAAUUUCUAGUUUGAGGCCCAGGCCCCAGCUGCCACACUGGGUUUGGAAAGCACCUUAACUGAAUCAUGGGAGCAUCAGGACAUAAGCAGCGCUUCCUGAUCAAAUUUGGGAGCCAGAGACUUCAAAGCAUCUCUGGGAUUCAUUGGCAGACUCCUGCAAUAGAAACUGAAGUUUUCCCAAACCCAUAAAGCCUUAGCCCUGGUUCUCAAUAGAAUUGUACAGGAUCCUAGAGGCACGUGAUUUUACUCAACCUAAAACGCUAGAUGUCAGGCCUGAGGAGCUGAAAGAAUUCUGGCCCAAGAAUGAAGAGACCAGGGCUCCAGCCCCAGAGGUGUGACUGAGGACAAGACCUGGGCCUCUGUGGGCCUCACCUUUCUCAUCUGUAAAAUGAGGCUGGAUGAAAGGACACCUAGGACACCUGUUGACGUUCUGGGAUUUGGUUUAGUAAUUGAAUGCUAGACAUUGGUUUUCUGCCUAGAAAAAUGGCUCUCUAGAGACAAGUGGUUGGAUCCUGCUUUUUUGUGGUACACCUGGACCUUUUCAAGAGGCACGUGACACCAUCUGGCCCUGACUUUAAGGAAAGUAGUAUGUAUAUUCUGGGGACCUGGCAAUAACCAACUUCCUUUUUUGUAGGGAGGGUUAAACUGGAAAAGGGCAGGUUAGAUGACCAGCGUUCUGUGAAUUCCUUCUAUCCCUGAGGCUCUGGUGGUACACUGGAAACCUGGCAGCAGGGAAUAGCUAAAUUAUUUGGGAUUCUUAAAUUUUGGUGUCUGGAAAUGAAUGCAAGAGUGGGUUAUCGCUGGACACUUCUGGGGCCCCCGCCCUCCCAGAUACACUUGCAUUUCUCUUUCUGGUGUGGGCGGACAGACUUCAGCCAGCGAGACCAAAUGUUAGUUCUGCGUUUCAGCACUUUAGACCCUUCCUGUCAAAACUUCAGCCUUAGCCCAACCAUCGACUUAGGUGGUGUUCAUCUGGUGGCUUUUGACCUAUUUCCUUUCAUAUUCAUUCCUUGAAAAUUAUGGCGUUAAAAAGCAACAAGUACUAUGUGUUGUCUAAGUACCUUCUCCGUGCAUUUAUGAGACCACCAGGCAAAGGGACAGCAGCUCAGUUAGGAAGAGGACAGUGCUCUGAAACACAAAGGCCAGUCUAUUGUUAAUAAGCUCUUCAUCUUCACGGCACUGUUUAAAAUGCCUGGAGAAGUUGAUGGUGAAAAUGAUUCACCUCAUUAGUGCCAACCCCAGGGAAGGCUCAUCCCCGUAGAUACUAACCCUGGAUCCUCUAGGGACCUGGCAGAGCUGGGAGUGCCAGCAUGCAGACCCCUGGCAGCCUCCAGUUCCAUCUGCCAAGGACAGUAUGACCAGCACUGCUGAAAAGAUCUCAACAGCACAAGCAGGAUGGCUAAAGUAGGUUUAGAACCCAACUGCUUGGAUGUGGGAAUUGGUUAGAGGCGUUCUUAGACCUCAGAGAGGAAAGAGAGAUUAAAAAACAAAACCACCCCCCCCCCAAGCUAGAGAGAGGGAGAGACAAACUGCUCAGCCCCACCAACCCCAGUUUACAUGCUGCACUGUGUUCCUGGCCAGUUUUGCCCGUGUCCAUUUUACUUUAAAAGCUUACGUGUACGGAAGCUCACCUAGACCAGAUCUCCAAGACCUGGAUGUUACCCAUUUCCUAGGGCUUUGCAGUGGGCCCAAGGAGCGGUUUCAUUCAGCUUCUGCAAGGAGUCAGAGCCGAGACUUGUCCCUUCUAAGCUGCUGUGCUUUAUUUGGGUUCCAAAGAGAGAUCAAAUAGUUUGGACAUCUCAGGAAGUCUGAACCAAGCUGUGAAAGCAGGACCUCCCUGGGUGAAAAUCAAGGCAGCUUCUGUGCGGCCUCACCAGGGGUCUGUAGAGAGCUGCCCCAGCCGGAUGGGGGAAGGACCAGGGGAGCACACGGUGAGCCUGACUCAGGAGCCGGGGCCGCUGAUGGGGCAAACAAGUGAGCAUUGGGAGAACUGGGAGUGUUUUCUUUCACGGAGAAGUUCUGGCCCAUUUCACAAACGUCUGAAAAGUAACUUUUCCCUAAAUUCAGGGUACUGUGGGUACAUGGGGAAAGGAGGAGUCUAUCAGGAGACCUGAGUUCUGGCUUUACACUGCUACGUGGCCCUGGAUGAGGCCCUGAAUCACAUGAUAAAAGGGAUCCCCACUUUGAGCUCUGAACCCUCUGUUUUAGGCAUCAUUUGGCUUUACAGCCACAGGGACAUUAUACUCUACCUUUUAGAAGCCUUAUUCUCCCCCCCCCCAAAUCUGGAUUAUUUUAUAGGAAAUGUAGGCCUGAAUGAAUUGACAUCUGAAGCUCCCAAAUGAAUCUGUAAGCUUAGGUAAUAUGAGGGUUUUCUUCCCCUUCUCUUACACAGAGUCUGGAAAAUUGUGCCUCUUCCUGGAAUUCUGUUCUACUUCACAGGGAGAGGCCGGAAGAAACGUACAGAAACAACUGUGCGACUCUGGCCUCCCCUCCCGAGCCUAUUUGCUUGGGACAGAAGUGGCUUUAGCUUCCCCAUACUUCAUCUCGCUUUCACAAGGAGCCACUUGUCCUUAGAGGUUUACAAACACUUCAGCUCGUAAACUACAUUUUUGCCAGACUGAGAGGACAGUAAGAGGUAUUUUCCCCAAAUUCCCAUGAGAUACUGAGCCUUUCUGAAUUCUCCUUGGGUGGGCAGUCUCUUUAAAUGCCACCGGAUUCUCAGGUCAUGGGAUUACUUUUUCACUUGCAUAGGCAAAAGCUGUGGCAUUGUUGUGGCAUUAUUAUAAUACUUCAUCUUAAAGUUUUUAGCUUUUAAGGUUUUCCUUUGAAGCCCCUUCUUUCACCGAGGAAGUGAAGUGUUAGCAAAGGUAAUGAAUGCAAGUGUGGCUGUUCUGUGGAUAUGCGGAGACACCAAACUGAAACCUCUCAAAUGUCUGGGAAAGAGGCCCGUCUGGUGAUGUCUCUCAGCAUUGGGAUCUGUUAAUUUUGUAAAUCUAGAGUAAAUUCCUUUCUGCUUUCCCGACUCAGAACUGGUUUGCUUGAAAUGUAAGCGACAGGCAUCGACAGUGUCAAAUACCCCUCCUUAACAGAGAGCUAGCUCCACAGGAAGGCCCAGUGUGACUCGUGGAGGGAGAGGCUAGUGAUGAACGUACUGUUGGCCAAUUCACUGCUUCUCCUUUGGUCUCACUGGGCGGCACGUUCAGUUGGGCAGAAAGUCAGCUGCUGCCAGGGAUUGUGUGGAUAUGCCUCCACCUCUUGGCACAUCCGGUGGUCAACGCCUGAAGCCUCUCAGGGGCCAAGAGCCCCUGAUCCCACUCUGCCAGGGUGGGAGGCGGGCUAAUUUUCUGACCAGAUGGGGGCACCAUUUCAGCCACUGGUCCCAUUCCUCGCAUCAAACUGAAAUUCAGUUUAGCUUUGAGUAUAUUCAUCUACUUCAGUAUUUGUUUUGACCAAAAGUUUAUUUUUCUAGUGCAUUUUCUAUGUCAAAGUGGUGAGACCAUGUAAUUUUAGUAUGCAUGACUGGGUCUUAAUAAACAUCCCUGUAAUGUUAUGUGUGGAGUUCUUCUGUGACAAUGACAGUUUAGAUAAAGCCUCUGAAGUUUUAUUAUUCAUGGUACCUCAUGGCCCUGGUAGAGCCUCCCUCCAGGUCGGGCAGGGCCCGGCGGCAACACAGUGCACCUGCAGUUUUUGGGCCGGCUACUCUGAAGAUCUUGCACGCUUAGAAGACACCAGUGCAUACAAAGAAUGGCACUUGAUAUACACAGUGGUAGAGACAAUAUGCAAAUUUUUCAGUUCUUAAAGCUGUCCCUUCUAGACCUCAUUUAAUCUUAAUUAAGUAGUAUUACUGCCCCUGUGGGGGAAAUGAGGCCUGGAGAAGUUAAGCAGCUUGCCCAAGGACACACAGUCAAAAGUGGAGCUGGGCUUCAAAGCCAGGUAGUCAGACUCUAGUCCAACUUCUCCUGAUGGUUAGAGCCAGGCUGUUUGCCUUUUACUGUCAUUCAUCCUCUGACAGAAUACAGAAGGAAAGAAUUUUUUUUAUAGGGGAAGUCUAAAAAUUAGGUUGUUUUCUGGCUUCUUGUAAAAUCUAAAGUGGAGGUUCUUAACUUCUGAGACCCAGGCUGUAACUGAACAUUUUAUUCUGGAAGCACUUGUAAGUAAACCCAGACUCCUUGAGGGAUAAUGAGGUGCGGCUUGAUGAACUCUGGUCCCAUGCAUGCUUAGCUGUUUCUCUACCUGCUCCCUGUUGGUUUCUAUACAGGAGUGUGUGGUCUGCCCCACAGGAGACAAAAAAGCUAGGCGCCACGGUGGGUCAGCUGGGAAACAGUCUCAUGCAGGACAUCCGUACACUUACCGCAGACUUGUGGUGAUGCAACAGUAAGUUCUUACACUGCAACACGCCAGCUCUUCAGGUCAGCUUUCCUAAGGAAGCCGUGGCCCUAAACUCAGUCCAUUUCUCACCUCUGGAAAAACGGACUACUGGCUCCAACCCAUGCAGCACAGUUACAAGGAUCAGCAGGUGCUUCACAAGCCGUGGGAGUUAUUUCCCAUGUGAGGAGUGCAUGCUUUUCUGAAAUACCUCUCCGUUUUUCCCAGUGCCCGCUCCUCACAUAGCGCUGGUCUGGCAAGCCUGUAACUGAGGCAGAUGUGUCCUGCUACCGCAUUUAAAGCUGGUGAGGAAGAAAAUCCUUUAGGGUUGCCACUUUUCUGGAAACAAACGGUUUUAACCAAAUGUUCACCCUCUUACCUGAUAAGGUGCCAGGGGAUUACUUCUCUUCCUUCGUUGGUGAUGGGUAGUUUGACAGCAUGUCCUUAAGCAGUCCCCAGUUAUCUUGAUGCCUAAAACUUUAUGCCAAGAGACAAUGGGGUCUAACUGAAAAAAGAACUCUCAAGGCCUGGUUUAUUUCUCUGUUUUGCCUCUUACUGAGUAACUAUGGGCAAGUCCCUAACUUUUCUAAGCCUCAGUCUGAUCUGUCAAAGGGGGAGAAGAAUCCCCACCUUCCAGGGGCGUGGACAGUGUCUCUUCAUAGCUGGGCACACACACAGUUUCUUGGUCACUACUCUUCACCUGAGGAGACAGCUUGUGUGUGGCUUGAAUCACUCAGCAGUGAUUAGGACACCACUGAGAAGGCUGCCUGAUUUGGGCUCCUAGGUAACAGGAUGGAUAGAACACCAUGAAAGGAGAAAAGAAACAAGCAGCAGCUCUUGUUGAUAAGAUAAGCCUGGUACCCACCAUCAGUCUGCAGAGCUCGAAAGCCUGACUCCUGUUACUGAACACUCUUGUGUGAAUGUAUAAAAAGGAAAAGGACUUGUAAUGGAUAAAAACAUGUGCUGGUUCACGGCUUGGUCCAGAACAUCAAUAGCAGCAAUAACCAGGUCCAUGGCCAUUCUUUGGCAGGAUCCUUGAUGGAUAAGAGAAGCUUUUACUUCAUGAGUACCUUGCUAGACCAGUCUGGAGAGUAAACAUCCGGUAGGGCCACAUGGGCCUACAACAAGCACAAGCCUUCUCUCAGUAGCUCUAACCAGGUAAAGGUGCCUCGGAUGAAUUCCUAGACCAUACUGCUGACCUCAAAGCCAGGCCGUCAAUCUGCAAUCCUGAGGGACAGGUCCAUUCCUGGUGAUGAAACACCAGAUGACUUAUGUGGAAUGAGAGGACACCAUGAGGUCUGAUGAGUCAAAACACUCGCCUGCUUUCAAGUAUGAUCCUGGGCUUACUCGACCUGCUGAUAUGAUUUAUGCUUGUGUAUAAUUCAGUACUCCCGAGUACGGUUCACUUAAGUCUUGAGUAAUCCUGGGUUUCCUAGCAACAGGCCAACUUAGAGUACAGUCAAGCAAACAGGGAUACUGCUCCCUAAUUUUCAAAAAAAAUUUUGUUAUUUCAAAUUAAUAUCAAAGUUAUCUUCAUGAGAAAAUAAAAACUUUAUUGGACUUUGUUACACUUA
Messenger RNA from Ailuropoda melanoleuca (giant panda), 8100 nucleotides. RefSeq names its product alpha tocopherol transfer protein like (gene TTPAL). The transcript has 5 exons. The record is from RefSeq and is a predicted model, not a curated record. Gene Ontology annotation, molecular function: phosphatidylinositol bisphosphate binding. Lineage: Eukaryota; Metazoa; Chordata; Mammalia; Carnivora; Ursidae. Bases 681 to 1709 code for a protein of 342 amino acids. Gene Ontology annotation, cellular component: membrane.